Callorhinus ursinus (northern fur seal) is the source of this 1749-nucleotide messenger RNA. It is a transcript of the gene GABRG1, whose product is annotated as gamma-aminobutyric acid type A receptor subunit gamma1. Gene Ontology annotation, cellular component: membrane. NCBI's taxonomy places the organism in Eukaryota, Metazoa, Chordata, Mammalia, Carnivora, Otariidae. Gene Ontology annotation, molecular function: extracellular ligand-gated monoatomic ion channel activity; GABA-A receptor activity. Gene Ontology annotation, biological process: gamma-aminobutyric acid signaling pathway; chloride transport; monoatomic ion transmembrane transport. The record is from RefSeq and is a predicted model, not a curated record.
CUGGGUCUGAUUGGCUCCCCGGCUCAAUUCCGCUGGGAGUCGCAUCCUACCUGGUUGGGAGGUGUACUGCCUUACCACUCUCCCCCGCUGUACUCUCCUGGCUGCUGCCGAGGUGAGAGAAAAAGUCCUAGCUUGGAGAACUGAGAGGAAAAAGCGAUCCUGAUGGGUUCUUGGAAAGCUUUUCUCUUCUCCCCUUUUCUUCUGUGGAGUCAAAGUGGAGUGGUGAGGCUGAUGUUCUUGUUACUGACCCUGCAUCUGGGAAACUGUGUUGAUAAAGUGGAUGACGAAGAUGAUGAGGAUUUAACAGUGAACAAAACCUGGGUCUUGGCACCAAAGAUUCAUGAAGGAGAUAUAACACAAAUUCUCAACUCAUUGCUUCAAGGCUAUGAUAAUAAACUUCGCCCAGAUAUAGGAGUGAGGCCCACAGUAAUUGAAACUGAUGUUUAUGUAAACAGCAUUGGACCAGUUGAUCCCAUAAAUAUGGAAUACACAAUAGAUAUAAUUUUUGCGCAAACCUGGUUUGACAGUCGUUUAAAAUUCAACAGUACCAUGAAAGUGCUUAUGCUUAACAGUAAUAUGGUAGGGAAAAUUUGGAUUCCUGACACGUUCUUCAGAAACUCAAGAAAAUCUGAUGCACAUUGGAUAACAACUCCUAAUCGUCUGCUUCGAAUUUGGAAUGAUGGACGAGUUCUAUAUACUCUGAGAUUGACAAUCAAUGCAGAAUGUUAUCUUCAGCUUCAUAACUUUCCUAUGGAUGAACAUUCUUGCCCACUGGAAUUUUCAAGCUAUGGGUACCCUAAAAAUGAAAUUGAGUAUAAGUGGAAAAAACCUUCUGUAGAAGUGGCUGAUCCUAAAUACUGGAGAUUAUAUCAGUUUGCAUUUGUAGGGUUACGGAACUCAACUGAAAUUUCUCACACAAUCUCUGGGGAUUAUAUUAUCAUGACAAUUUUUUUUGACCUGAGCAGACGAAUGGGAUAUUUCACUAUUCAAACCUACAUUCCGUGUAUCCUGACAGUUGUUCUUUCCUGGGUGUCUUUUUGGAUCAAUAAAGAUGCAGUACCUGCAAGAACAUCACUUGGUAUCACUACAGUUCUGACUAUGACAACUCUGAGUACAAUCGCCAGGAAGUCCUUACCUAAGGUUUCUUAUGUGACUGCGAUGGAUCUCUUUGUUUCUGUUUGUUUCAUUUUUGUUUUUGCAGCCUUGAUGGAAUAUGGCACCUUGCAUUAUUUUACCAGCAACAAAAAAAUAAAGACUGCUAGAGACAGAAAGCUGAAGAAUAAAAGCUCGAUGUCCCCUGGACUCCAUCCUGGAUCCACUCUGAUUCCAAUGAAUAGCAUUUCUCUGCCACAUGGAGAAGAGGAUUAUGGGUAUCAGUGUUUGGAGGGCAAAGAUUGUACCAGCUUCUUCUGUUGCUUUGAAGACUGCAGAACAGGGUCAUGGAGGGAAGGAAGGAUACACAUACGCAUUGCUAAAAUUGACUCCUAUUCUCGAAUAUUUUUCCCAACAGCUUUUGCCCUGUUCAAUCUGGUUUACUGGGUUGGCUAUCUUUACUUAUAAGUUCUAUUUACCAGGCAAAAAUCAUAAGAAGUUUAACUGAAUCCAAUACAAUUUAUUGCACUUCAGUAAUACGAAGUUUAAAUUUAAAAUGCAGAGAAACCAAUGGUUAAAAUGUAAAAAUAUUGUAACUGUUCUACGGAUUCAUAGGUAAAUACAGUAGCAGCUUUCAUGUUAAUUACUUCACUGUAU